UCAAACAAGGGCAUUAUUAUUAUUUUUUUAUUUGUUAAGAAGUUACUAGAAUCCACAAACACUACAAUUUAUUUACGUAAUUUUAGGAAAGAAGUAUUGUCCAAGAACAAAAAACCGGUGUCUUUGGCAUUUCCAUCUGAUCUGCAAAUAUUUUUCACAAUCAUGACAACCUCAAGGCGUCUUGCGGACAGGAAGGUAGAGAAGUUUGAAAAGAACAUAAAGAAGAGGGGAGUGGGAAUUGAAACAACUAAAAAGAAAGGCAAUCCUUAUCCUGUAGGUCCAAUCGUGAUUGGAUUCUUCAUAUUUGUUGUCAUUGGAUCUUCUUUAUUUCAAAUAAUCCGCACAGCAAUGAGCGGAGGCUUGGCUUGAGUUUCGUAUUAGCAGUGAGGUUGGAUUUAGAUGCUGAUGUUACUUUCGUGUGACAUAGUAAGCAACUGUAGGCUAUUAGUGAAAAUCCCUUGUGGAUUAAAUUUGAUAGUUUGUCAAUUAUGAACUAUCUUAUUUACAAUUUUUAUUAUAGAGAGUUUUAGCAAUAUUUGUAAUAUAACAUUAUAUACGUAUAUUCUUGCACUCUUCUCGAAUGUUUUGCUGUUCAAUUUCUGUGCAUACUGGCUUUUGUA
Olea europaea var. sylvestris is the source of this 620-nucleotide messenger RNA. Its product is annotated as probable stress-associated endoplasmic reticulum protein. The coding region runs from base 163 to 369 and encodes 68 amino acids. The transcript has 3 exons. NCBI's taxonomy places the organism in Eukaryota, Viridiplantae, Streptophyta, Magnoliopsida, Lamiales, Oleaceae. The record is from RefSeq and is a predicted model, not a curated record. Gene Ontology annotation, biological process: endoplasmic reticulum unfolded protein response. Gene Ontology annotation, cellular component: endoplasmic reticulum.